CCUGGUGCAUAGUUCUGCGCUACUUUCAUUCCCGGUCAGGCGCGGAUCCAAUUUAAGUGUUUGGAGGUGCGCAUUCCAAUGGCGUUUCGACAUUUUUCCUUAAAUUACGAAAAUUGCCGACAACGUUACCAUGUAAAUGUCGAGAAACCUUUGACGUGACGUCAACAAUGCUUUGACGUUUUAAUACGCUUAUUGAUGUCAAAGCGAUACUACGUACAUUCCUCUGAAUGUAGUUUAACUUCAAAAAUGUGCGAACACAAUCGCUGUUUGACAUUUAUAUUGCAUAUUUAUUUUAAGUGUAUAUAAAUGUAAAAUAGCUGGGCAUGGAUGUAAUACUACCUAAUGAUAUCGAACUACUGUUGGGUUGUACUCUUUACUUCAAACGUUGAAUGGAUAUUCACAUCAAUAGAGACGAAGAGCUGAACAUGUCUUCUUCGCUGAGUGAGACCCCGAAUGAGCUGAAGCUGAAGAACCAGCCCGAUGACGGAAUCACGGCCUGCAAGUUUGGUCCCAACUCGAGUCAGUUCCUCCUCGUGUCGUCCUGGGACGAGACCGUGCGACUGUACGACAUCAUUGCUGAUAACAUGCGCAUCAAGUACAGCCAUGGGUCGCCUGUCUUAGACUGUUGUUUCUAUGAUCCUGUCCACUCGUUCACCGGUGGCCUUGACAAAACCCUGAAGAUGUAUGACUUCAAUGCAACGGCAGAGACUGUUGUUGGAAAGCACGAGGCCCCGAUCCGAUGUGUGGAGUACUGCUCUGACGAGAAUGUCAUUGUCACCGGAAGCUGGGAUUCUACUGUCAAGCUGUGGGACCCGCGGGCUCCAUGCUGUUCUGGGUCAUUCGCUCAGCCAGACAAGGUUUACACACUAGCUGUGUGCGGUGAUAGACUGGUGGUGGGCACGGCGGGCCGGCGCGUCCUCGUGUGGGAUCUCAGGAACAUGGGUUACGUUCAACAGAAGCGAGAAUCGAGCCUCAAAUAUCAGACUCGGUGCAUUCGCACUUUUCCCAACAAGCAGGGCUAUGUAUUAAGCUCCAUAGAAGGCAGAGUUGCUGUGGAAUACCUGGACCCAAGCCCCGAGGUGCAGAAGAAGAAGUAUGCAUUCAAGUGUCACCGAAUAAAAGAGAACGGCCAGGAGCUGAUAUAUCCUGUGAAUGCCAUCGCGUUUCACUCAAAGUACAACACAUUCGCCACGGGAGGUUCAGACGGCUAUGUCAAUAUCUGGGACGGCUUCAACAAGAAGAGGCUUUGUCAGUUCCACAGGUAUCCGACAAGCAUUUCCUCAUUAGCGUUCAGCCACGACGGGAUGGUGUUAGCCAUUGCUUCUUCCUACAUGUAUGAAAACGGCGAGGAUGAUGAUGUCCACGAGAACUUGGUGUUCAUCCGCAACGUCAGUGACCAGGAAACGAAACCCAAGUCAUAGCAUUGCCAGGGGCAUUGAAGGGAAAAGAAGUUUUACACUUGGUGCACACUUUCUGUGAUGUCCCGGUUGUUGAGAGAAAAUACACUUUGGAAGUUGAUGUAUUGUUUAUACUGUACUGUUAAAUAGACAGUUCACUUGACACUUGUACAGUAGAGUUGGCUGUUUUACAUAUUGUGUAGUCUUGUGUUAAAAGACCGUACACUAUGUAUAGUUGUACUAUUUUGUGUAUACUGUGCUGUUUUUUGAAAAUGCACACUACAGUACUGCUACAGUUAAAAGACAAUACACUUUACAGUUUUACACAUUAUGUAUACUGUACUGUUCGGCAAAAUUACAGUGUUACAUACGUACUUACCAGUUUUACAUAUUAUGUACAUGGUGCUGUUUGGAUAAAAUACAUUACAGAUUUACAUAUUGUGUGCAUUAAUUGUGCGUGCUGUUAAAAGAAACUCCCUGCAGAGUUAUAUGUUUUAGUAAACUGGACAUAACAUAAUGCAUUGAUAGCUGUCAAUCAUUUAGAGAAAACAAUAUCUUCUUAUCAUUGUUGGACUGUCAAAUACAUAAUUUUCUUUGCCAGACAUAUUGUGAAAAUUAAAAAACAAUAAGAUUAACUUAAUAACAAAUAAGCUUUUUAGCAAAAUCAGAGGUUCAAAUAAUGGCAUCCUGGACAGUUUUUAAGUCGAACCAUCCCAACCAGUUUUUAACAUUACAAUGGGCCGGAAGAUUUUGUUUUGUCUGUCAUACCAGAAAUUAUUUUACAUAAAGAUUUAUGUUCACACAUUAGUAUGAGUUAAUCAUGUUUGGUUUGGCAGGUUUUGAUUCAGGCUGGUAGAAGUUGUAGGCUGUAGCUUACUGACAUCUAGCAGGAAUGUCAGCCAAUUUCAGCUCAUACAAUUAUUAUGAACUACUAACCACUUAGGUUUGUAUUUGGUAUGUGGCCAGUUGGCUUAUAGAAACUUAAAUUCUGUGAAUGUUAGUUACCUCUAGUUAAGGUAUACUAUUUUUUGCACUUGAAAUAAAAAUUGUUUUAUAUGAAGGCAUCAUUAUGCAAAAUUAGAACCCAUUAAAGUCUGACUACAGCUGGCUGGACAUUUUGGCGUAGUGCAGCUGAUCAGUAGAUAUAUUGCAACUGUUAUAACACAUCUCCACUAUAUCAUAUGAUUGUCUAACAGUUAGUUAAAACCCAUCAAGCUCAAGGUUCACACACGCUUGAAAAAGCCCUAAAUUUGAAGGGUUGCCCUAAAAAGUCCCUAUUUUGAUGAUCUAGCCCUAAAAAGCCCUAUAUUUUAUGGGCAAGUUCACAAAAGACCCUAAAUUGGGCCAUAUAAGCCCUGAAAUUGAUGGACAUUUUUCUUCUUCCAGAAACAUUAAAUAAAUUGCCAAAAAUACAUCAGUAUCUACUUUCAUUUGUUGAUCUCUGUGUUUGCUCGAACGUUGGUGUGUAAACAAUGCCAAAAUGAUACUAAUGAUUCAUUCGUAAAACAUCGUCUAUGUUCGGUAUUGUUCAUAGGAUUCAUUCGUAACUUUCGGAUCAUUCUAAAACGAAACAUGUUUCUAAAAUACUAAUCAAGAGUCUUAAUCUCAGUGCAAAGUAGACAAAAUGGAAUAUUCUAAAAUUAUCUUAACUGAAUCGGACAUUUAUGACUAUGUGGAUUGUAUGUAUUUAUGUUUAUUACGUGUAGGGCAGUUCUCUGUCGAUUCCGACGACCCGCUCAAACACUCCCAUUAUUUUGUCGAGUUCGAGGUCAUUGCAAAUGGUGGACAGCAACGUUUUAGUCCCUAAAUUUUACUUACGUUGAUCCUAAAAGUCCCUAAAUUCAGGUUUGAAAUUUCUGUAUGAACCAUGAAGUUGUCCACCUUCAGAUAACUUAUAACCUACAGUUGAUUAAAAUAAUAUAUCUUCAUAUUAUGAUAAUUUUUGUUUUCCGUUUAAAUUUUUUCAUAUUAUACUGGAUUUAAGUUCUACGGUAUUUUUCUCGACAGAGCAUCGGUAAAUACUGAUUAACAGACUGUUGAUAUUUUUCAUAUUAGAAACUAUUCGUGAUGAAUCCUCCCAUAUAUUCAACAAACUGUACUUUAAUUUGCGUUUAGCGACUUGGCAAAUGACCUGUUGAACCCCACUUGUGAUUGAAAGUUGCUUUUAGCUAGUUGUAGACUUUUAAUGACAUCUUUGACCUUUUGUCCAAAUUUGAAUCGUUCAUGGAAUCUGAGAGUGAUGUAAUCUCGUAUCCUUGGCAUUGAGUGACAGUCUGUCCAUGUUCUAGGACAUGGGCGGAAGUGAUGAAUGCUUGCAAGAAUAGGUGAAAUAGUGUGCCUGCAAAAAUAAAACAAAUGUAUCAUCAUUGACAUUCACUAGGACCUGUUUUUCCAUGUAUACAUGUAUGCCAACUUGAAAGAUGCUGAGAAGGUUGUUACAGUAACACCUGGACCCCCCCCAUCUUCGCACAUAAGCCAAGAGUCCUAUUCCAUAUUCAGUGAAACUCCUUGAAACCGGACACGCUCGGGACCAAGUAAAAAGAACGUUUUUAAGAGUUAUCCAUUUCACAGUCGAGGUUCUAGUCUGCACAGAUAUUUAAACAGGGGCCAUGCAAAACAUCUGGUUUUCGGGGAAUUCUGGUUUAGAGAGGUUUCGCCGUACUUGAAGAAGAUGAAAGACGUCCCAAACCUCAUGAAUUGGGAGGGGAUAUUUUUUCUUUUCUUUAAAGCCUCUUUACAUUUUCUGGCCAUGUAUGUGGGCUUAUAAUAAAUAACUGCUAAGUAUCAAGAUUUGGUUAUGAACAUUUGUAUCUUGAUUCGCGUACAAAUAUAUUUGUAACAUCAACAAUGAUUAAAAAAAAAAUAUAUAUAUAUAUAUA
Gigantopelta aegis is the source of this 4276-nucleotide messenger RNA. RefSeq names its product mitotic checkpoint protein BUB3-like. The transcript is spliced from 7 exons. The record is from RefSeq and is a predicted model, not a curated record. Bases 390 to 1421 code for a protein of 343 amino acids. Gene Ontology annotation, biological process: mitotic spindle assembly checkpoint signaling. Gene Ontology annotation, cellular component: bub1-bub3 complex; kinetochore; mitotic checkpoint complex. Lineage: Eukaryota; Metazoa; Mollusca; Gastropoda; Neomphalida; Peltospiridae. Gene Ontology annotation, molecular function: ubiquitin binding.